CGAGGGAGAAGAAAGGACCAAGGGAGAGAAGCUGACGGGCGGGGACUGGAGAAGGUCCGGGGGGUGGCGAGGGAAGACCCUGAGAAGACUCACCGGGCGGAGAGCGAGUGCGAUCCGGGAGGAAGCUGAGCCCGACGGCCAGGUGGUGCGGAGGAGGUCCGAGGCAGACAGGAGAAGGAAGCCGGAGAAGUGAGGCGGCCGGCCGGAGCGCGGAGCGCGAACUGGGAAAACGGGAGACCGGACCGCUGCCGAGGGGCAGAACUGCUCCCGGACCAGAGGCCCGUGAGGAGGAGCGUUGAGGCAGUGGGGAUGGGGGACAAAGCCUGAGGGAAGAGAUGCUCGGGUUAGAGGAGCGGCCGGGAAUCAGUACCGGCUUGGAGACCCUGAGAAGCUGGGAGCGAGUGGCAGCAGCGGAGCUGGGGAUCGGAGGCCUCCUGUAAGAACAGUAACAUAUUCCUGUGGCUCAUCAUCAUGCCUUCUGACCUGGCUAAGAAGAAGGCAGCUAAAAAGAAGGAAGCUGCCAAAGCACGACAGCGCCCCAGAAAGGGACAUGAGGAAGACGGAGAUGCUGUCACAGAACCACAGGUGGCAGAGGAGAAAAAUGAGGCCAAUGGCCAAGAGACCACAGAAGUGGAUUUGCUGACCAAGGAGCUAGAGGACUUUGAGAUGAAGAAAGCUGCUGCUCGAGCUGUCACUGGUGUCCUCGCCUCUCACCCCAACAGUACUGACGCCCACAUUAUUAACCUCUCCCUCACCUUUCACGGUCAAGAGCUGCUUAGUGACACCAAACUGGAAUUAAACUCAGGCCGUCGUUAUGGCCUCAUUGGCUUAAAUGGAAUUGGAAAGUCUAUGCUGCUGUCUGCCAUCGGGAAACGAGAGGUGCCUAUUCCUGAGCACAUCGACAUCUACCAUUUGACUCGGGAGAUGCCUCCUAGUGACAAGACCCCCUUGCAGUGUGUGAUGGAAGUUGACACAGAGCGGGCCAUGCUGGAGAAGGAAGCAGAGCGGCUGGCUCACGAGGAUGCGGAGUGUGAGAAGCUCAUGGAGCUCUAUGAGCGACUGGAGGAGCUGGAUGCCGACAAAGCAGAGAUGCGGGCUUCACGGAUCUUGCACGGACUGGGCUUCACACCGGCCAUGCAGCGCAAGAAGCUAAAAGACUUCAGUGGGGGUUGGAGGAUGAGGGUUGCCCUUGCCAGAGCCCUCUUCAUUCGGCCCUUCAUGCUGCUCCUGGACGAGCCCACCAACCACCUGGACCUUGACGCUUGUGUGUGGUUAGAAGAGGAACUGAAGACUUUUAAGCGCAUCCUGGUCCUCGUCUCACAUUCCCAGGACUUCCUGAAUGGUGUCUGUACCAACAUCAUUCACAUGCACAACAGGAAAUUGAAGUACUAUACGGGUAAUUAUGAUCAGUAUGUGAAGACACGGCUGGAGCUGGAGGAGAACCAGAUGAAGAGGUUUCACUGGGAGCAAGAUCAGAUCGCACACAUGAAGAACUACAUUGCUAGGUUUGGUCACGGCAGCGCCAAGCUGGCCCGGCAAGCCCAGAGCAAGGAGAAGACGCUACAGAAAAUGAUGGCAUCGGGGCUGACAGAGAGGGUCGUGAGUGACAAGACACUUUCAUUUUAUUUCCCGCCAUGUGGCAAGAUCCCUCCACCUGUCAUUAUGGUACAAAAUGUGAGCUUCAAGUAUACAAAAGAUGGGCCUUGCAUCUACAACAAUCUAGAAUUUGGUAUUGAUCUUGACACACGAGUGGCUCUGGUGGGGCCCAAUGGAGCAGGGAAGUCAACUCUUUUGAAGCUGCUAACUGGAGAGCUGCUGCCCACAGACGGGAUGAUUCGAAAACACUCUCAUGUCAAGAUAGGGCGUUACCAUCAGCAUUUACAAGAGCAGCUGGACCUAGAUCUCUCGCCUUUGGAGUACAUGAUGAAGUGCUAUCCAGAGAUAAAGGAGAAGGAGGAAAUGAGGAAGAUCAUUGGGCGAUAUGGUCUUACCGGGAAGCAGCAGGUGAGUCCAAUCCGGAACCUGUCUGAUGGGCAGAAGUGUCGCGUGUGUCUGGCCUGGCUGGCCUGGCAGAACCCCCACAUGCUCUUCCUGGACGAGCCCACUAAUCACCUGGAUAUUGAGACCAUCGAUGCCCUAGCAGAUGCCAUCAAUGAGUUUGAGGGUGGUAUGAUGCUGGUCAGCCAUGAUUUCAGACUCAUUCAGCAGGUUGCACAAGAAAUCUGGGUCUGUGAGAAGCAGACAAUCACCAAAUGGCCUGGAGAUAUCCUGGCUUACAAGGAGCACCUCAAGUCCAAGCUGGUGGGCGAGGAGCCCCAGCUCACCAGGAGGACCCACAACGUGUGAGCCCUGACCUGGGCCGGGCCAGGCCCCUGGGGCCACACUCCUGCAUUGAUGCAAUACCACUCCCCAGCCCCUCCCUGACCCCACCUGCCUUAGCUGCCCUCUGUGAUCUUACCCACAGCUGGACAGUACCUGUCUCUUCCUGUCCUUCCAGUUACUUAUGUCCAUGUCUGGACUCGGCUGGCUGUUCCGGCCAGCCCCUUGCUGGUUACUGACCCCAACCGUGAUGCAGCCAGAGGUACCUGAGGGUUAGCCCAAGGACCCAUGCCCUGGGCUGGCCCGUGAAAGCUUAGGAUCCUCGUUUUCUGGGUUUUGGUGAUGUUGGAGGAAUACCCCCCAGCCCACCACCCCCAUUCCUUUCUGCUUCUGGUUUGGAGCUCUGAACUAGGGCCUCAGUCUUGGUCAGUUUUUAAAUAAUUAUUUAACAGUGUAACUUUUAGACUUACGUGACAUCUACAAAGUGUCCAAUAAAGAAAGAAGCAGCCACGGUCCCUACAUUCAUUCUCAGGCCUCCGGGCCCUUCACCCCCUUCCACCCUGUAGUGCCAGUAGUCCCUUCCCCUCAGCAAGAGCUGGGCCGGAGUCAGGGAGAUGGAUGUGGACAGAAGGCCAGUCUCAGGACCUGAAAGGACUCCUCUCCCUUUCUGCUGAUUAGAAAUUGUGCCUUUUCUUAGGCCAGUGCAUCAGAAUCACCCGGAAGAAUCAAUAGAUCAGAUCACUGGGUCUUGCCUCAGAGUUUCUGGUUCAGUAGGUUUGGGGUGAGACCAGGAAUUAAAAUGUCUUAACAAGUUCCCAGGCGAAGAUACUGCUGGUAUGGGGGCCACACUUUGAGAACCACUGUCCUGGAGCAUGUUUUUCAUAGUGGUCUGAGGCUUUCCCUCCAGACCUAUACCACAGCACUUGGGGGUGCCUAUUAAAAAUGCAGACUUCCAGG
This is a messenger RNA of Manis javanica (Malayan pangolin), 3276 nucleotides long. It is a transcript of the gene ABCF2, whose product is annotated as ATP binding cassette subfamily F member 2. The record is from RefSeq and is a predicted model, not a curated record. Gene Ontology annotation, molecular function: ATP binding; ATP hydrolysis activity. Lineage: Eukaryota; Metazoa; Chordata; Mammalia; Pholidota; Manidae.